UGGGCUCUCUUAAAAGCGCAAGUGCUGGAAAGAUCCUGUAAUCACUCACCGACCGACCGAAGCAUCCUGCUGAUUAGGAUGGAGGUGACAUUGCGCAUACUGUAUUUCUCAUGCCGCACAGGCACUUUCGCAGCUAGACUUGGACCUGUCCAUCCCUUCAGCUUUACCGUCCACAGGGGAGGCUACAAAAAUGUGAAUGCUGAGGAGUUGCCUAUGGACAUGAAGUCCAUCACAGACCGUGCAGCACAAACACUGCUGUGGACCGAACUGUUCAGAGGUGUCUGCUUGUUUACAUCUUUUUCUGCCUGUAUUUAUGGUACUUUUUUUUUGCAUUUGGACCAACAUGCUGAGGCUUUGCAAUAUAUAAAUUUGUGUUGUUCGAAUGCUCUGCAGGAUGUGUGUCAGCAGUUCUUUUGUCUCCUGCAGGCCAUCACUAUAGAAGCAGUGACCCGUGCAGAUGGCAGCAGAAGAACAACCCGUUAUGACAUUGACAUGACCAAAUGCAUCUACUGUGGAUUCUGCCAGGAGGCCUGUCCUGUGGAUGCAAUCGUAGAGGGCCCUAAUUUUGAAUAUGCCACUGAGACUCAUGAAGAGCUGCUGUAUAAUAAGGAGAAACUGUUGAAUAAUGGAGAUCGAUGGGAGGCUGAGAUUGCUGCUAACAUUCAGACAGAUUACCUGUACAGAUGAACCAUGAAAGCUCAGACAACAUCCUGAUAACAGCAAAAAA
Sinocyclocheilus anshuiensis is the source of this 727-nucleotide messenger RNA. RefSeq names its product NADH dehydrogenase [ubiquinone] iron-sulfur protein 8, mitochondrial-like. Bases 79 to 687 code for a protein of 202 amino acids. The record is from RefSeq and is a predicted model, not a curated record. Lineage: Eukaryota; Metazoa; Chordata; Actinopteri; Cypriniformes; Cyprinidae. The transcript has 6 exons. Gene Ontology annotation, biological process: mitochondrial electron transport, NADH to ubiquinone; mitochondrial respiratory chain complex I assembly. Gene Ontology annotation, cellular component: membrane; respiratory chain complex I. Gene Ontology annotation, molecular function: NADH dehydrogenase activity; 4 iron, 4 sulfur cluster binding.